UAAACAUUAUUACAACUAGAUUCUAGGUUACUUUUCCGGUUAUGAGAAGGACGUAUUAGUGUUUAGUCUUCACAUGUAAAUAACACUGAUUUUGAUAUUUUGAAGGUGCAGGAAUGGAUUUGCAAAAAAAGAGAGAAGGGAAGCGACAGUUGAAGGCUGAGCAGUACAAAAAAUUUAAAGGAAAUAAAAAAGAAGGACAGGGUUUUGCAGAUAAAAGAAAAAAGAAAGUACAAUAUGAAUAUCUUAAGAUGCUGAGAAAAGAAAAAAAGAAAAGAGAAAGGACAGCCUUGCCACACACAAGUUUUGAAGACACAGACAUGACAGAGGAAAAGAUCGGAAAAGAAAAGAAAAUUGAGGAUAGCAACUCAAACACUUACAGCAAGUCACAGAAACAGUUUAGUAAGAAAAAAAUGGACAAAGAAAAGAAGAAAAAAGAAGUUUUAAAGCAGAAAAGAGAAAUUGAGUCUGCAUUAACCAAAUAUAAAGACAAGAAAUCUAAACAGUAUAAAAAGUUGUGUAAAAAGACAUACAAAGGACAGCCUGUGAUGAAGAAUCAGAUAGAAAUACUUCUACAUAAAAUUCAGUCUGGAAUUGAUCAAACGUAAUAAAAAUGUAAA
Molecule: messenger RNA, 617 nt
Organism: Mytilus trossulus (common blue mussel)
Lineage: Eukaryota; Metazoa; Mollusca; Bivalvia; Mytilida; Mytilidae
Product: thyroid transcription factor 1-associated protein 26 homolog
Exons: 4
Coding region: 114-605 (163 amino acids)
Cellular component (GO): nucleus
Source: RefSeq, a predicted model, not a curated record